Messenger RNA from Hemibagrus wyckioides, 1276 nucleotides. RefSeq lists its product as uncharacterized. The record is from RefSeq and is a predicted model, not a curated record. The transcript has 10 exons. The coding region runs from base 123 to 599 and encodes 158 amino acids. NCBI's taxonomy places the organism in Eukaryota, Metazoa, Chordata, Actinopteri, Siluriformes, Bagridae.
AGUGUUCUUUGGAUGCAUAUAAAAAGCCAGGACAUCUCAUGCCUUUCCAGGAGUAGUGAAAGUGCAAUUUUAAGCCCUGUACUGUACAUUGCAGCAUACGAAAACGACCGUAACCUCCAAACAUGUUGACCAGGAAUAUUAUCAUCUUCUGCACACUAGCAGUGCUGCUGGCCGAAGCGGACCUGGAUGCAGCUAACGGAGGUCUUCAAGCCAUGUCCACAGGAACAGAUCAGGACUCCACCUCUGAUGAGGCUCCAACUGUUAUGUCCUUUAUGAUUAUCCUCACAGAAAGCAUGAACUCUGUGUCACCUGACCAGCCCAAUGGUGAGCCACAGCUUUAUAACGGAGCCACAGCUGAUGCAAGCAGCACAAGUGCAGAAGCAGGUCAGGCUGCUGGGCCUCAAGUCAAUGAUGUGACAACAGCUGAUGCCACAAAAUCCAGCACUGAAGAACAAGAUGAGAAUGAGAGUCCAGAGUCAGAGGAAGUGAUGAAGGCAGCUCUGGUGCAGCGUGCUGCUAAAUCACAAACUCCAAACCAACGCAAGCGCAGUAAGCCUGUCAUGGCCUCCAAGAAGAGGAUGAGACCCCUUCGCUCAUGAAAAUAAUAGGCUGUGAAGUACACACAGGGAGGAUGCAGGACUGUGAGAUGAAAGAAGAAAGACGCAAUCCUGUAUUAAGUGGCAUUUUGUUGUUUUGUGGCUUUAUUUCAAUAACCAAGAAUUAGAUGUAAUUCUGUUACGUACUGUACUGACUGUUUUUGUUCGUUUGCUUUUGUUUGUUGUGAAACUAGCAUUCAGCACAGAUUUGAGAGUCUCCAGGGUGUUUCUGCAUUAAAUCACUCUACAAAUACGGGACAAAGCGUGUCCGUCAGGGCUUUAUUCAUUCACAACACAGCCAACAUCAUCUCACAUUGCAAUCAGGAUUUUAGGCUAGAAAUCUAUUUCUGAUUGAAGCAAAGUUCUAGGUGUUCAUUCUACAUUUCUCAUCAGGAAAAUGGUAAACAUCUCUCAGAAGCCCAGACUUGAUUAUGUUUUUUUCACUGGUGCUGGUUACCUGAAUACUGUGUGUUCAGACUAGCCAUAGCGUUUUAAAGAGCAGUAGUUAAAAUGUUUUUUUAAAACCAUUGCAAAAAAAAAAUUGCAAAAGCAUGCUUUCAACACAAACUCAGUGUUUAAAGUGUUUCUUUCUUUUGUCAUAGAGCAGUAUUUAUCAUUAUUAAAUAUCAUUUUCCAAUAUCAACAAUAAUGAAUGUGUUAUUCAUUAAUAAUUCUUUCUG